Messenger RNA from Protopterus annectens (West African lungfish), 1091 nucleotides. RefSeq names its product Yip1 domain family member 5 (gene YIPF5). Lineage: Eukaryota; Metazoa; Chordata; Ceratodontiformes; Protopteridae. The transcript is spliced from 6 exons. Gene Ontology annotation, biological process: endoplasmic reticulum to Golgi vesicle-mediated transport; regulation of ER to Golgi vesicle-mediated transport; vesicle fusion with Golgi apparatus. The record is from RefSeq and is a predicted model, not a curated record. The coding region runs from base 101 to 871 and encodes 256 amino acids. Gene Ontology annotation, cellular component: trans-Golgi network; membrane.
UGGAUAUGACUCUAAGCGCAUGCGCAAGCGUUAUGGGCAGCAGCACAACCCGGAAGUAAAAGUGUAUCAUCUUGACACGUAGCAGAGAAGGUCCCCAGUAAUGGCUUCCUUUGACAACCUCAACUCAGACUUUUACCAGACAAGUUACAGCAUUGAUGACCAAGCUCAGUCCUAUGAUUACAGUGGAGUUGGAGACCAGUACAACAAUCGACAAUAUGGAGCGUAUGAUUACUCGCAGCAGGCUGGUUUUGUUCCUCCAGGCAUGAUUCCGCAACAACAGUACACAGGACAAAUUUAUCAACCAGCACAGGCGUACACACCAGCUACCCAUCAGUCUGUCUAUGGAAAUACUUUUGAUGAUGAGCCACCAUUAUUAGAAGAACUAGGAAUCAACUUUGAUCACAUCUUGCAGAAAACUUUAACAGUGCUACAUCCACUUAAAGCAGCAGAUGGCAGCAUUAUGAAUGAAACAGAUCUUGCUGGGCCUAUGGUUUUCUGCUUGGCUUUUGGAGCUACAUUGCUACUGGCAGGCAAAAUUCAGUUUGGCUACGUAUAUGGGAUCAGUGGCAUUGGCUGUUUAGCAGUGUACUGCUUGCUGAAUUUGAUGAGUAUGACAGGAGUUUCGUUUGGCUGUGUUGCUAGCGUACUGGGAUACUGCCUCCUUCCUAUGAUCUCCCUUUCAAGCUUUGCGGUUUUCUUUUCUUUACAGGGAAUGAUGGGUAUAGUGCUCACUGCUUUAAUUAUUGGAUGGUGCAGCUUUUCAGCUUCCAAGAUAUUCAUGUCCGCUCUGGCUAUGGAAGGACAGCAGCUGCUAGUAGCAUACCCAUGUGCAUUGUUAUAUGGAGUUUUUGCCCUUAUUUCUGUGUUCUGAACUAAACAGUCUGUAAACUUCGUUAAGAACUGUCAACAGAAAUAAGAACUCCGGAAGAGGGAAACAGGACCAAGAUUAAGUUAUACCAGCAAUGUUAUGCAAGUCUGUUUAUGAUCAUCUGGGGAGCAAUGUAAAUGGACACGUGUCUAGUGUAUGUGCUUUUUUAUGUAUUUUAAUGUAAUCUGGUUUCAUGUUGUCUUUAAUAAAUGCAAAUCUGUUA